This is a messenger RNA of Haemonchus placei, 1338 nucleotides long. The record is from the annotation of a GenBank genome assembly. NCBI's taxonomy places the organism in Eukaryota, Metazoa, Nematoda, Chromadorea, Rhabditida, Trichostrongylidae.
AUGAUGGACGACUUCGCAAGGCAAUAUGACUCCUCAGAUAAUAGUUUGGCGAGGAAGAUGAGACUUGCUGAAACUCUGUUCAACCUGUGGUUGUACCAGUUCAGUAUGAUUCAUCCGAGGAUGACGAGCAUGAAGAUGAUUGUGAAGAAGAUGAUGAACAACCUUGGGAUGAAGUCGCUAUUCCCUAUGACCGAUUCGUUUUCACUGGAGAAAUUGGACCAGAUAACUCUGUUCAGAAUUGUACGAGGCCUAUCGUUGCUACCAGCUCUUCCUAACAAAUGAAUUGUUAGAUCCCAUGGAACGAAUAGAUAUGCAAAAGAGAAAAUAAUGUUUAGGAAUAAAGACUGGAGCGAUACAUCUGUCGAGGAAGUGAAACGAUUUUUGGGCAUCUGUCUCUACGUGGGAAUUGUCAAGCUGCCGAGCAUGAGUGAUUACUGGUCUACGAAGCUUCCGGAUGUUCUGUGGCGACUAAAGUCAUGGCUAGAAAUCGUUUUGAAGCCCUGCCAAUGCUUACACUUCGUAGACAACGAGAAUGCCGACAAGGAAAGUAGACUCUAUAAAAUUCAACCGGUUUUGGACUUACUCAACACUUCCUUCCAACGAAUGCACAAACCAGAAAAGGAAAUUUGCAUUGAUAUAACAAUGGUACCAUUCAAAGGGCGGAUCGUAUUCAAGCAGUUCAACGAAUAAGAGCCACAAGUGCGGUGUCAAACUAUUCAAGCUCUGCUGCAAAGAUGCAUACACAUUGAAUGUGAAGGUUUAUGCAGGCAGGGACUCCACAAGGACAGGAAGUGUAGCUGACGCAGUGGUUAUGGAGGUCAUGGAAGGUUAUUUGGACCAAGGAAGAGAUCUGUGCACUAAUAACUGGUAUAUAAGCCUGUCAUUCAAACUCUUUGCUUACGCAGAAAACCAAUCUUAUCGGAACUAUCAGAAAAUGCCGCAAAGGAAUUCCGCUCGCUGUGAAGAACAGGCCCUUAAAAAGGUGAAAUCUAUCUCCAACAAGAUAAUCGAGGAAUUCUGCUUCUGAAUUGGAAAGACAAAAGGGAAAUCUACAUGCCCUCAACAAGACACGAUGGAUCUUGCGGUGUCAACAUGGCUCCUUACACUCCGUUUGUCUAUAAUCAGAACAGUAAGAUGACGUUUAACGACUCCAAAAUUGCAGUUGCCGAGAUCCUGAUGGACCUUGAUGGAAAAAACAGCACAGGUCAUGGAAAAAAACGCAAGUUAAUCGAUAUACCAGAGGCAGACUCCAAUGGACGCCGGAAGUGUAAAAGUUGUUACAGUAAAAUGGUAAACGAUACAGUCGUCAAUAUGUUAGAGUACAUGCUAAGAAAGUAA